GAUGUGCGAAACUGGUGAUGAACUGUCUCUCAGCUUUCGACGAUCCGUCAAUGAAUCGGAUGUCUGUGGCAAUAUGUUCAAUUCUAGCAGCUAAAAUAUCAACAGUGGAAACGUCAAUGUUGGGAGCAAAGCCGCAAUAUAUGUCUAAAUUACUCUCAAUGGUCAGAUCAAAAAUUGAAUCAAAAUCAGUUGAUAUUACGAUGAGAUUUACACUGAGUGCCUUGUGGAAUUUAACGGAUGAGAGCGCAACAACUUGUAAAGUUUUCUUAGAAGAAGGUGGAAUGGAUUUGUUCUUGGAGGUGCUUGAAAGUUUCCAGGGUGAAUCCAGUAUCGAAACCAAAGUUUUAGGUCUGCUUAACAAUAUCGCUGAGGUUGGCCAAUUGAGGCAGAGACUUAUGCGGCCACGGUUCAUGAACAUGCUAUCGUUUUUGCUGGAUUCGGAACACAUUGACGUAUCUUACUUCGCAGCCGGUAUUGCUGCUCAUUUACUCAGUGAUGGUACACAUGCUUGGGAAAAUUGGACGACAGCGCCGACAGUUCCGAAUAGACAACAAUUGCUGGAGCAAUUGGGAAAGGCCGUAACUAAUUGGCAAACACCACAGGGUGAGAUGGUAGCUUACAGGAGUUUUCAACCAUUCUUUCCACUCUUGCGAUGCAGUGAGGCUUAUCCAGUACAAUUGUGGGCUGUAUGGGCUAUUCAUCAUGUCUGCACGAAGAACCCUAAACGCUAUUGUGGUAUGUUGGCUCGAGAGGGUGGCGCCGAAAUUUUACGUGGACUGGAGCAAAACAACGACAAGGGUGGAAUACAGCCGAACGUGAGGACCCUAUGUCGUUUAAUUUUAGAUACACUUGCAUUCCAUCUAUGCUAACAGUGUGACAUGCUGACGCUUGUCAUUUCAUGAAAUGUUGAAGUACCACAUCGUUGUGAUGGUACCCUAGUCAAUUGAAAAAAUCUCCUAACAAUGGACACUUUUUUUCAUAUAAUUAUAUCGAUCUCUUCUAAUUAAAAAACAAAGCGAAGAAUUUAAAGUACAAUUAUUUUCGACGAAAAAAUCUCGGAUUUGAUUACUUUAUCAUUUAAUUUUGGAUUAAUAUCUUUCUUGAUUGCAACUGUAAUUUUUUUAACAAGGAAAAAUGAAAAAAAAUCUGUAUUGAAACGACUUGAUACGUUCAAUCAAUGAAAUUAUUGUGCUCCGAUCUAACUAUUGAUAGUAAAUAAUUGUUUGUUUUUUCUGAAUUAUGUUUGUUGCUGCUCUCUCUCUCCCUCGCCAAACUGCUAUUAUAUCUAUUCAAUAAUCCUCUUGGUAGCAGGAAUAAAAUUGUAAUAAAGUUAUGAGCCUCAAAAUAUGAAGUAUGGGUAAUAAAGAGACUUCAAAUUUGUUA
Molecule: messenger RNA, 1383 nt
Organism: Diachasma alloeum
Lineage: Eukaryota; Metazoa; Arthropoda; Insecta; Hymenoptera; Braconidae
Product: protein zyg-11 homolog
Exons: 3
Coding region: 18-869 (283 amino acids)
Cellular component (GO): Cul2-RING ubiquitin ligase complex
Source: RefSeq, a predicted model, not a curated record